This is a messenger RNA of Suricata suricatta (meerkat), 2090 nucleotides long. It is a transcript of the gene NIBAN3, whose product is annotated as niban apoptosis regulator 3. The transcript is spliced from 15 exons. The record is from RefSeq and is a predicted model, not a curated record. Lineage: Eukaryota; Metazoa; Chordata; Mammalia; Carnivora; Herpestidae. Bases 143 to 1993 code for a protein of 616 amino acids.
GCAGCUGGUCUGAGCGGCACCCAGGUCUUUACGGGCUGCCCUGCUCCCAGGGUGCCCCUGAACCCAGAAACCUGGGGGCUGUGGGAGGGAAGGCUGCGUCUGCUUUGCUCUCCAGGGAGCCCCCAGCAACGGCGACAGCAGGAUGGGUGGGCGGCCCUCGAGCCCCCUGGACAAGCGGCAGCAACAGCACCUGAGGGGCCAGGUGGACACCAUGCUGAGGAACUUCCUGCCCUGCUACCGCGAGCAGCUGGCAGCCUCUGUCUUGCAACAGAUCUCCCGGGAGCUGGGGCCCCAGGAGCCCGCCGGGCGCCAGCUGAUGCGCAGUAAGAAGCUUCCCCGAGUCCGUGAGCACCGAGGGCCUCUGACCCAGCUUUGGGGCCACCCACCUCGGUGGCAGCCGAUCUUCUGUGUCCUGCGUGGGGAUGGCCGCCUGGAGUGGUUCAGCCACAGGGAGGAAUAUGAGAAUGGGGGCCAUCCCCUCGGCUCCAUGGCCUUGACGGGCUAUGCUGUCCUGACUUCCCAGCGUGAAUAUCUCCGCCUGUUGGAUGCUCUCUGCCCGGUCUCCUCAGGAGAGCAAACACCAGAAGAGCCUGAACCCCUCCUGGAAAUGCCCGUGAACUUCCCCCUGUUCCUGCAGCACCCCUACCGCCAGCAUCUCUGUUUCUCUGUAGCGUCUGGGGAAGCACAGCGGGCUUGGAGGCUGGCCCUCCAAGGUGGCAUCCGGCUUCGUGGCACAGUCUUGCAGCGCAGUCAGGCCCCCGCUGCCCGUGCCUUCCUGGACGCCUUAAGGCUCUAUCGGCAGCACCGAGGCCACUUUGGCGAGGACGACGUGACCCUGGGCUCGGACGCUGAGGUGCUGACCGGGGUGCUGAUGCGGGAGCUGCUGCCAGCACUGCGAGCCCAGACCCUGCCCGGCCUGCGGGGGGCCGGCCGCAGCCGCGCCUGGGCAUGGACCGAGCUCCUGGACGCAGUCCACGCCACCGUCCUGGCCGGGGCCUCCGCCGCUCCGGGCCGCCUCCGCCCCCUUUGGGAAGCACCUUUCGGAGGAGACCCAGGUUCGUGUCUUCCCCUUCCAGUUGAGAUCGAGGGCGCACUGGAGUCCUGCCUGCGCGGGAGGGUGGACACACAGCUGUCCCGGGUCACACAAAAGCUGCAGAGCAUCGUGGAAGUCGUGCUUUCAGCAGUGCAGACCCUCCUAGCCCAGGGCAUGGACCGCCUGUUGCGCCACCUGCGUGCGAGCCCCUCCGGCACUUGGCUGCGCCGGGAGGUUUACUCAUUUGGAGAGAUGCCUUGGGAUGCGGAGCUGAUGCAGACCUGCUACCGUGAGGCUGAGCGGAGCCAGAGGCGCCUGGGGCAGCUGGUGGCACCAGUUGGCUUCUUCGGCACACGGAGCCUGGUGUUUGGGGCCCAGGAUCUCGCACAGCAGCUGAUGGCUGACGCCGUGGCCACCUUCCUGCAGCUGGCAGACCAGUGUCUGACCACAGCCCUGGACUGCACCCAGGCUGCCCAACAGCUGGAGAAAGUCAGGGGGCGGGUGCUGAAGAAGUUCCAAUCGGACAGCAGCUCAGCCCAGAGGAGCUUCGUCCGCAGAUGGGCGCUCUGCAUCUUCGUGCCCUUCGUACUGAGCCAGCUGAAGGCGAGCUGCAGAGCGGAGCUGCAUGAGUUAGAAGGGGAGGUCCUUGCCGUGGGCAGCCCGGCCCUGACCAUCAAGGGCAUCUAUGAAGACGUUGUCCGAGGGGUCCUGCUGCAAAGGAUUGAUGGAGAACUGAAAAAGGCCCUUGGUGUCAGUGAAGUGUCCUGUGCUCUGGAUGGCUGCUCGGAGGCCCCGUGGGACCAGACAGGAGCAGAUGAAGAAACUGAGGCUCAGAGAGGGACUUGCCCCAGGCAACCAGGCUGGGGUGCCGAGGUCCAGCCACUCUGCUCACGGCCUCCACCAGGCACAUCCGCAGCUGCACCUCAGCCACGUGUUUCCUCAUUCCCACUGGACAAAUAAGUCAAAGCAUACGCACCAUUUCAAGGCUUUUAUUUUUACUUUGUUAUUUUUAAACAUUUUUUAAUGUUUAUCCACUUUUGAGAGAGAGACAGAGAGA